AACACCCAUAACGCUCUUCUACUCUAGAAAAAAGAAGCAAGAAUCAACUGCUGCCUGCAACCUGCAACCUGCAACUACUCUCUUCCUUUCCUUCUCCGUAGAAGUUAUGGUCUGGCGGAUUAUCAGAUCAUCAUCAUCAUCAACCAAUGGAAGUUGCUAAAGUCCCAAAGCACGAUCUCGUCCAUUCUCGCGUUUUUCUCUUCGGAUUUUACUGCUGGGGUUGGGAAUUCCUCACUGCCCUUUUGCUCUUUAGUUGCUGAUUCAUCGUUUAUAUAUAUAGUAUAAAUUUAAUUCUGUGGAGGGAGAAGACAAGUGUGAAGUGGGUUUUUUGUUUUUGCGAUUUUGAUUUUGUUGGAUUGGUGAGGAAAUGGGGCAAAGGUCUGUUCCGGCGCCGUUUUUGACGAAGACGUACCAUUUGGUGGAUGAUCCGAAGACGGACGACGUGAUCUCGUGGAACGAGGCUGGUACGACGUUUGUGGUGUGGAAAACAGCGGAAUUCGCUAAGGAUUUGCUGCCUAAUUACUUCAAGCACAACAAUUUCUCCAGCUUCGUUCGUCAGCUCAAUACCUAUGGUUUUCGGAAAACUGUUCCGGACAAAUGGGAAUUCGCCAAUGAAAACUUCAAGCGUGGAGAAAAAGAGCUGCUCGCGCAAAUUCGCCGCCGGAAAACCGCAUCUACGCAGAACCCAGGCAGCGGGAAGCCUGGAGCCGCCGACAAUCUUGCUUCACCGGCGAGCUCCGGUGAGGACUUGGGGUCAAGCUCCACGUCGUCUCCUGAUUCCAAGAACCCUGGAUCUCUGGAGACGCACGUGUCGGCUCAGCUCGCUGAUUUGUCCGGCGAGAACGAGAAGCUGAGGAAAGAUAACCAAAUGCUGAGCUCGGAGCUUGCACAAACCAGGAAGCAAUGCGAUGAGUUGAUAGCUUUCCUGACUCAGCGUGUGAAGGUGGCUCCUGAGCAGAUCAGCCACAUUAUGAAUCUGCAGGUGGGUGGCGGAAAUUCUGAUUGUGAUGAUCACGAAACUGAGAAUUGUAUGAAAUUGUUCGGGGUGAUGGUGAAAAAGAAGAGGGGUUGUAGUGAGAAUACGGAUUUUUCAGGGCCAAAUAGGAAAGAAACAAAAACAAGUAUGGAGGUUAGUGUUCCAUGGUUGAAGAUCUCGGAGGAGAGCAGCAAGGUAUGUAACUGACCACCAGAUCAUGCCACGUGUUCUUGGAUAGGGCAGACAUUAUUAAGGUAGCGUAGGAAGAGUGUCCAACCGUAAGGCUGCGAUGUUGUAAGGCCAGAAAUAAAGGAGUUUUCUUCAUCAAAUUGAUAAAAUUCCUCCAGUUAUAUAUGAUGAUGACGAGUUGGAAGA
Messenger RNA from Sesamum indicum (sesame), 1351 nucleotides. It is a transcript of the gene HSF4, whose product is annotated as heat shock factor 4. Gene Ontology annotation, molecular function: DNA-binding transcription factor activity; RNA polymerase II cis-regulatory region sequence-specific DNA binding. Gene Ontology annotation, biological process: regulation of transcription by RNA polymerase II. Gene Ontology annotation, cellular component: nucleus. The record is from RefSeq and is a predicted model, not a curated record. Lineage: Eukaryota; Viridiplantae; Streptophyta; Magnoliopsida; Lamiales; Pedaliaceae.